AUGGACAACUUCAUGGCACCGCUGAGCGCCGUCGGUGACCUCACACUUCAACACAGCAAGGCAAAGUUCCUGCACAGCAGAAUGAACGGACCCUCCCGGCGCAAACGGGAGUUCAUGCCAGAUGAGAAGAAGGACAACAUGUACUGGGAGAAGAGACGCAAGAACAACGAGGCAGCCAAACGCUCGCGGGAGAAGAGGCGCCUGAAUGACUUUGCCAUGGAGAGCCAGUUGGCUGCGCUCAGCGAGGAGAAUGCCAUCCUCAGGACGGAGCUGCUGGCCCUCAAACUGCGCUUUGGGCUCAUCAGCCCCGAUGCCAGCACCCAUCAGGGCCGCUCUCUGCAGGAUUUCCUGGGGAUUUAUUUCCGAGGGCAUAAAACGUUCUCGCCGUUCCCUGAAGCAGAGCCCUUUGCUGGGGAUUCCUGCCUCUUCACAAAGAGCUUCGUGCCGAAGGUGCUGGAGCCAUCCGACUAUUCAUGCAAACCCUUUAACCCAUCUACAAACUUCCUUAGCAGCAACUCAAAGCCAGCUGCUAUGGACACACCUGGCUUUCACCAACCAAAGAGGCUCGAUUCAGCCUUCAGACCCACAGUUUGCUCUCCUUUCCUCGAUUACCACUGCCCAGACAAACAUGCAUUCCAUUUGCCUUUCUCAGGCAGUGCCUGCUUCUCAUCCCCUUGUCCUGGUCUGGCAGAGGUGAGCAAGGAGAGCACCACAACUGGCUCAGAUGAAGAUGAUGAGCAGCAAGUGCCCAAAACAUCUCCUCCACCCCCAUGUAGCUUGCCCUCCCCUUUGGAGGAUCACCCGAAAGGCCGAAGCUCUUCAGCUCUGCCUCACAAACUCCGCAUUAAGACCAGGUUGCUUAGGAUCCCAUCCAACCUUGAAGUGUGAAGGGAUGAUGGGCAGGAAGAGGCAAAGACAGUGGAGGUGGUGUCCACACCAUGGAACACAAUAGUGGCUCCACACCACUGCUACAGCUGCUGGGUGUGACCACCAUUUUAAUUCCCUUUGCUUUGUCAUCACCUCCAUCUUCACAAACGGGGCUGAAAAUCUAAUUGUUUAGCACUGGAAAUUGUGGAUGGAAAGAGUUUUGUACCCUCCAGCUGUCUGGAGCAAGAAAAAGGAAUAGCAAUAAGAAGGCAGCAGAUUCACGCUGGCAUGAACUGAGAGCAGAACCUGGUCCAUUUUAUUCUCACUUUGUCAUAAUUUAUCCUCAUAGGGAACAAACUCUUUUUCUCUUUGACUGGAGACAGCGUG
Coturnix japonica (Japanese quail) is the source of this 1254-nucleotide messenger RNA. RefSeq names its product NFIL3 like basic leucine zipper (gene NFILZ). The record is from RefSeq and is a predicted model, not a curated record. Lineage: Eukaryota; Metazoa; Chordata; Aves; Galliformes; Phasianidae. Gene Ontology annotation, cellular component: nucleus. Gene Ontology annotation, biological process: circadian rhythm; DNA-templated transcription; regulation of DNA-templated transcription. Gene Ontology annotation, molecular function: DNA-binding transcription factor activity; DNA binding.